AUGUUAAAUUUAAAUCAAAUUGAAAAUGGUCGAUUGACAUAUAAAGAUAAUAGUGGUAAUGUCACAUGUGUAUGUUUCUCACCGGAUGGUACAGCAUUAGGAACAGGAACAGAUAAAGGUGAAAUAAAAUUUUUUUCAAUUAAUUUUGAUCAACCAAAAACAUGCCGUUUUCAUUAUUCAUCGAUCGAUUCUGCAUUCCAUCUAUCAUCACAAUUACCAAUUCUUAAAGCUUCAAUUGAUUUAACUUCACAUUUUCUUGUUCCUUCUGAUAUACAUAGAAAUUCAAUGUAUGUAUUAACUAUUUAUCAAGAUGCUGAAAAUAAUCGAGCAUAUUUUUCAUCAAUAAAUGCUUUUACUUCAAUUAAUUCUCCAUCAUUAAGUUUUGCUAUAACAGCUGCAAAUCAAAUAACUCGUGAACAUUCAGAUUUACUUAGUUAUGGUGUUAAAAUGUAUAGUAUUCAUACAAAAGUUUUUCAAGAACUUUUACUUGUAUUUAAAACAAAUCGUUUUAUGAUGAUAAAUCCAUUGUGCUUUGAACAAGAUGAUCUUCUUGAAGAUUUUCGGUUUGAACCAUAUAUAUCAUAUUUACGUAAUGGAGACUUAUCAUUAUCUACAACAACCACAAAUAAUAUUGAACCAACUGUUGGUAAUUUAAUGACUCUUCCACCAUAUAGUAUUGACGAUCUUUUAACACCAAAUAGUUCUUUAACAAAUAUAACUGGUUUACCAAAUGGUGAUACUGCACGUUCUUUACUUGCAAGUCAUGAUGUUAAUAAAUCUACUAAUCGACAUUCACUCCCAUCAACAAUGAAUAAUACACUACCAACAAAUAAUCCACUUCAUGGUCUUUUAUUUGGAAAUACAACAGCAUUUGAUGCUGUAACUAUUCAACAACAACCACAAGGAUCUUCAAAUGUAACAAAUAGUAUAUUUCAAUCAUCAUUUGAUCUUGAUGAUAAAGAAGUUGCUGAAAGUAUGUCCCAUACAACAAAUUAUCCACUUCAAUUUGAAGCAUUACCUAAUGAUGAACAUGAUGAUGUAGGUACUGUAUUUAUGCCAAUAAAAACAAAUGGUGAUGAUGAACCAGUGGAAUAUUUUUAA
Messenger RNA from Rotaria sordida, 1101 nucleotides. Lineage: Eukaryota; Metazoa; Rotifera; Eurotatoria; Philodinida; Philodinidae. The record is from the annotation of a GenBank genome assembly.